UCCAAUCCAGUCCUGACAUGUUUAUACAAUAACCUGGUGUAUGAAUAUACAGACGGUUCAGCCGGAGAGAGUCGCAAAAAGGUCACAAUCACUGCCCUGCGCAAGUUGUACAACACAAAGACUCCCAUUACAGUCAUGACAGCACACGAUUAUCCAACUGGGUUGCUUGUUGAGCGCGCUGGAUUUGAUAUCUGUUUGGUUGGAGAUUCACUUGCUAUGGUCGGCUUGGGAUACGAAUCUACCAACAAAAUCACUUUUGAGGACAUGAUUCAUCAUACUCGGGCAGUGGCUAGAAGCUCAAAGUGCGCAUUUCUAGUAGGCGAUAUGCCAUUCGGCACAUAUGAAGUCAGUCCUGAAGUUGCUCUUAAGAAUGCCAUUCGAUAUAUUCAUGAAGGAAAUGUAGAGGCAGUAAAGCUUGAAGGUGGGAUUGAGCUCAAGGACACGAUCAAGCGACUGACCGAUGUGGGUAUUCCAGUUAUGGGUCAUAUUGGUCUUACUCCACAGCGUCAGACAUCAUUGGGUGGAUUCAAAGUGCAAGGAAAGACAUUGGACAAGGCGCAGAAAAUGUUGCAGGAUGCAUUGGCACUACAAGAUGCGGGAUGCUUCUCUAUUGUACUCGAAGCAAUACCAUACCCGGUGGCCAAGUUCAUUACCGAUCAACUUAGUAUUCCUACAAUUGGAAUUGGCGCUGGACCCGAUGUAUCUGGUCAAGUCCUUGUGAUGAUGGAUAUUCUUGGGAUAUACGAUAAACUUUCACCAAAGUUUUCAAAAGUGUAUGCCAAUAUUGGUGAGCAGGCGGUUACUGGAUUAUCAACAUUUAUUGACGAUGUCCGUGGAAGCAAAUUUCCUGUAAUAGGACUGCAUACAUACAAGAUGGCUGCAAGUGAGGAGGAGCGAUUCAAGGAAUGGGUUGCUAUUUACGAGUCGUCAAAAAUUACUACUUUGUGA
Molecule: messenger RNA, 948 nt
Organism: Batrachochytrium dendrobatidis JAM81
Lineage: Eukaryota; Fungi; Chytridiomycota; Chytridiomycetes; Rhizophydiales
Exons: 4
Biological process (GO): pantothenate biosynthetic process
Cellular component (GO): mitochondrion
Molecular function (GO): magnesium ion binding; 3-methyl-2-oxobutanoate hydroxymethyltransferase activity
Source: RefSeq, a predicted model, not a curated record